Molecule: messenger RNA, 372 nt
Organism: Verticillium alfalfae VaMs.102
Lineage: Eukaryota; Fungi; Ascomycota; Sordariomycetes; Glomerellales; Plectosphaerellaceae
Exons: 2
Coding region: 1-372 (123 amino acids)
Source: RefSeq, a predicted model, not a curated record
AUGCCUCCGCCAGGGCGUCAAGGCAUGAACCUCAGUGACGCCCAGGUUACGGCCUCUAAUCGAACUGUCAACGCCUUCCUCGGUGGUCCUCGGCCAGCAUGGAUAACCCCCAAGAUUAGGCAUACCCAAACACAACCACCGCAACCUGCCUUUGUCGGUGGUCGGCAGCCUCCAACGACAUCCAGAUUACAAGGCCCUCCCCCGUCAAACAUCGAACGAGACCCGUUCCCUAGAAUAUCUCAGCAGAAGGGCACUGCGGCAGGUCCAAAAAUUGCCACAAACAGCGCUUCCAUCGCCAUCCCCCACAGACGAGCCAAGUCCUUCAUCUACGACUCCCCUGGCAAGUCCUGCCCCGGGUUCUUUUACAUUUGA